AUGUUGGCCAGCUCCCUCGCGCCGCCGCCCAGCGAGACGCUGUUCGUGACUGGCCUCCCCAUGGACUGCACGAACGAGUUUUGCAACGAGAUCUUCAGCCAGUAUGGCACUGUGAAGACUACGACGGUGCUACCGGUGUCACCAGGCAAGACCAAGGCAGCUGCCUUCGUGAUAAUGACGAACGUCGAAGAUGCCCAGUGGAUCGUCGACCACGUGAACGGCAACGUCCCGCAGAAUCUGACAGCCCCAGUCUCCGUGGUCUUCGCCACGCCCAGGGACAAAAUGGCGAGUCCGAUGGGAAAGGGCAUGAUGAUGAAGGGGUCCAUGAUGAAGGGAGCCAGCCCAAUGGCCAUGAAAGGUGCCAUGGGUGGCAUGGGCGCCACUGGUGCAGCAAUGGGAGGAGGUUAUGGUGGCUAUGAAAGUUCUGGCGCUGGAAUGGGAGGAGGUUAUGGCGGCUAUGACAGUUCUGGUGCUGGAAUGAAAGGAGGUUGUGGCGGCUAUGACAGUUCUGGUGCUGGAAUGAAAGGAGGUUAUGGCGGCAGUUGGGGUGGCAGUUAUGGCGGUUAUGGCGGCAAGGAUUAUGGAUCCUCCAAGGGAUUCGGCAAGUCGCUGCCGCAAGACGUCAAAAAGUACAAGACCAUUAUGUGCCGCUUCUUCGAGACCACUGGUAACUGCCAGAGAGGUGAGUCGUGCAGCUAUGCGCAUGGCCUGCACGAAUUAAACAGUGCAGGCACCGGCACCGCUGCGGCGGCCGCCAUGGCCGCGAUAGGCAAAGGAACCUUCACGCCGGGCUCCACGUUCGUUCCUCCGUCGAAAGGCGGUGCGAAAGGUGCCGCUGCCACUCCGACCGUGGGAGCUGGCAUGACGCCCAAGGCCGCGGCCACGGUAACAACCACGUUCGCGACGAACGGGUUUGUUGCCGCAAGCGAGCCUUCAGUGUCGAGUUCCCUUCCAAACGGACUCGCGAGUUCGCUUCCACCAGGUUUCUCGGCAGGAUUCUCGCCAGCUCUGUGA
Symbiodinium sp. CCMP2592 is the source of this 1014-nucleotide messenger RNA. NCBI's taxonomy places the organism in Eukaryota, Dinophyceae, Suessiales, Symbiodiniaceae. The record is from the annotation of a GenBank genome assembly.